Molecule: messenger RNA, 477 nt
Organism: Stegodyphus dumicola
Lineage: Eukaryota; Metazoa; Arthropoda; Arachnida; Araneae; Eresidae
Product: Golgi resident protein GCP60-like
Cellular component (GO): Golgi membrane
Molecular function (GO): fatty-acyl-CoA binding
Source: RefSeq, a predicted model, not a curated record
AUGUUAAGGAAGGAAGAAGAGGAAAGGAAAAGAAUAGAAGAAGAGGAAGAGGCAAGACAGAAGCUAGAAGAAGAAAGGUUGCGUUUGGAGGAGGAACAGCAUUUAAAAGAAGAGAGAGAGAGACAAAGACAGUCCCACCAAAAGCGUUUAAUACAAGAGGCAUUGAACAGACAAACUUUUCAUCAAUUUAAAGCAUAUGCCGAGAAACAAUACCCAUCUGAUCCAGAGCAGCAAGCUGUUCUAAUAAGGCAGUUGCAAGAACAACACUACCAGCAAUACAUGCAACAAGUGUUACAGGAACAAUUAGCCACAACUCCAAACCACAAAACUUCUGCAGUUAAUAUGUCAGAAGUAGAAAAUCAAAACCAACAAAGUGGCUCUCUGGAAAGUACACCUGAACCAUCUGAAGAAGAAAUAUGUGACCAUCUUCUCUGAUAUAAGAAACAAGCAAAAGAGCUCUUAGCAGGUUUUGACAUG